Molecule: messenger RNA, 1089 nt
Organism: Vigna unguiculata (cowpea)
Lineage: Eukaryota; Viridiplantae; Streptophyta; Magnoliopsida; Fabales; Fabaceae
Product: homeobox-leucine zipper protein HAT22-like
Biological process (GO): regulation of DNA-templated transcription
Molecular function (GO): DNA-binding transcription factor activity, RNA polymerase II-specific; sequence-specific DNA binding
Source: RefSeq, a predicted model, not a curated record
UAAAAGUGUUAAUAUCACCUCUUUCACAACCCCCUAAUAACUUUCUCAGUAUUUGACCCUUUCUUUCUCUCUCUCUCUCUCUCUCUCUCUCUCUCUCUCUCUCUUUCUCUCUCACACUUCCUUCUCUGCCAUGGAAGAUGAUGAAGCAUGCAUCACCAGUCUUAGCCUUGGACUAGGAAUGGGGGGCCAUGUGCCGAAGAAGGAGAAGCAGAAACUCCCUUGUUUGGACCUAACGUUUCAGAUUUGUCCAAAGGGGGAGAAAACCAUUCACGUGGAUAAACAACAUCUUCUUCAUGGUGAUGAUAAGGCAAAAGGGUUGUUAUGUUUGAAGCAUCCCAGUGAAAAUAACAGCCCUGAUAGCAGCAACAACAGCAGUAACGGCAGCAGAAAGAAACUGAAGCUUACGAAGGAGCAAUCAGCCACCCUUGAAGAUAUUUUCAAGCUGCAUAGCACUCUUAACCCCGCACAGAAGCAGGCACUCGCUGAUCAAUUGAAUUUAAAACAUAGACAGGUUGAAGUUUGGUUUCAGAACAGAAGAGCAAGGACGAAGCUGAAGCAAACAGAGGUGGAUUGCGAGUUCCUGAAGAAAUGCUGUGAGAAAUUAACCGAUGAGAAUCUGAGACUGAAGAAGGAAUUGCAAGAGCUGCGUGCACAGAAGAUUGGAGCAAAACCAUUGUACAUUCAAGUGUCGAAGGCGACAACCUUGAACAUUUGUUCAUCGUGCGAGAAAGAAUUGAAGCCGAAUGAAGGGAAGAAAGGAGGCAUUUCCGAUGUGGUCCGAAAGAGCGUAGGGGUAAAGGGCAUUUAGAGGAGGGUAUAAGGAACUCAUAAUUUGAUGAAAGAUAAUUGGAAUGUCAGAAUCAAAUAUUGAUGAUUAAUCAGGAAAGAAGGAAAGUACACAUUCUCAGUCCCCACAUCGAAUAAUAUGUAUAGCCGUGUAGGACUGCGUGUGGUAUAGGCCAGCUAGCUCCAUAGUUAAGUUAACUUUCCGUCUCUUUCUAUUCAUUCAAAUACUUCAUAUUCAUCAAAAUUAACAAACAAUUUUAUUUCCUUUAUUCUAAAAUCAAUAUCUGUUUUUACCUUCUGUCU